Messenger RNA from Desarmillaria tabescens, 1460 nucleotides. RefSeq lists its product as uncharacterized. The transcript is spliced from 9 exons. The coding region runs from base 67 to 1356 and encodes 429 amino acids. Gene Ontology annotation, biological process: plasma membrane tubulation; actin cortical patch localization; endocytosis. Gene Ontology annotation, cellular component: medial cortex; Rvs161p-Rvs167p complex; mating projection tip. The record is from RefSeq and is a predicted model, not a curated record. Gene Ontology annotation, molecular function: lipid binding; protein binding. NCBI's taxonomy places the organism in Eukaryota, Fungi, Basidiomycota, Agaricomycetes, Agaricales, Physalacriaceae.
GGCUGUGCUUCCGUGCGUAAUUGGAAUCGAUUUCACAGUAACAUCUACCUCUCUCCCUCGCCCAGCAUGAAGGGCUUCACCAAGGCGGUCAAGCGGACGCCGUUCAUGGUGACCAGCAAAGUUGGCAUGUCCAAAAAGUCCAACGAUCCUGAAUUCGAUGACUAUCAACGUCAUUUUGCGGAAAUGGAAAAGGCUAGUGAGAAGUUUAUUAAGGAUGUCAAGUCUUUCCUUGAUGCUGUCAAUGGUCUCUUUACCUGUGGGGCGGGCUAUGCAACGCACUUUUCGGUCCUCAUGCAUCCCAUCUCGGGCGAGUACGAUCUUAUUGGUAAACAUCCGGAAGCUGGGCAGACUAUUCGUAAUGUCGACAAGUAUGAGACCGCGAUGGAAGAGCUACGGGCGAGUGUCGGACCCGAGCUUGAGCUCAUCGAGAGUAGAAUAACGGGUCCAGCGAAGGAGCUGCAGUCGAUAAUGAAGCUGAUCAGGAAGAGCAUCACGAAACGAGACCAUAAGCUGAUGGACUACGACCGCUUCAACAAUUCCCUGACUAAAUUACGCGACAAGAAGGAGAAAUCUCUGAGUGAUGAGAAGAAUUUAUUCAAGUUGGAACAAGACUUUGAGUUGGCGACAAACGAGUAUGACUUUAUCAACAAUGCGUUGAAGACUGAUCUACCGCGUUUCAUGACGCUCUCGACCCAAUUCAUUGAUCCCCUCUUCCAUUCAUUCUUCUAUAUGCAGCUUAACAUCUUCUACCUAAUUCUCGAAAAGAUGAAUAAUUUUGCAGAGACAGCUAAAUACGACAUCUCCAAUGUUCCUGGUCAACAAAUCUGCGACGAUUACGAGCAGAACCGAACAGACGCAUGGAGUCAGAUCGAAGAAAUGAAUAUCACUAAGAGGAUUAUCUCAGUUUCGAAACUUGUGCAACAGAAUCGCGCGGCAGGAGGCGGCUUAACGCGUAACUCGUCAAGUGCGACGACCUCAUCUUACGGUAGUUCCACAAAGGCGCCAGCCCCGCAUUACACAGCCCCUUCCGCGUCGUCAUUUAAGAAAUCCCCUCCACCCCCUCCCCCCGCUGCUGUAGCUGCUCCACCACCACCUUAUUCUGCCUCUGUCGUAGCUGCUACGAAGCGCGCGCCUCCUCCUCCACCCCCUCUGAAGCCUAAGCCGGCUGCGAAACCGGCAGUGCAAUAUGUAGUUGCCUUGUAUGAUUUCGCUGCUCAGGCUGAAGGUGAUCUGUCGUUCAACGUUGGUGAUCGAAUAGAAAUCGUAGAAAGGACGGGAAGUGCAGAAGAUUGGUGGACGGGGAGGUUGAAUGGUCAACAAGGGGUGUUUCCUGGUAACUACGUGCAAGAGACGUAGAUGAACUGAGACGUACGAGCGCAGAGACUAUAAGAAGCCGUAUAUUUAUUACUGUUUAGCUAUUAUGAACAGGAGAGAAGAUAUUCAAUGGACCCAUACGUUGU